AUGGGCCAUCAGGAUUGGCUGUGUGAUAGGGCAAUUUUGGCGCAGACUAAUCCGAUAGUUAACAUUGAUAUAGGAUCGGCAUUUGGUAUUCUAGUAAACUUAGUAGCAUUUGUUUUUAUAAUAUUUGGUAAUAAAGUGAAAAGUGCCAAACAAAAAUUACUUCUCACAAUAUUGACUCUGAAUAACGCAGCUGCUUUGAUUGCUCUGCUUUGUGCACAAUUAUUGUAUCAAUUAAGCCCUUCAGCAUCUAAAAGUCGAUAUUACUGCGCAUUAUACGUUGUCGGUCGUAUGUUUGGCAUAAAUGGAGGUUGCACUGACGUUGUCAUAGCGAUAGACCGCUUUUUCGCGAUAAGAAACCCGAUUUUAUAUUUCCACCGAAUUACAACAUCUACGAUCCGAAAACUGCUAGGUACAAUACUUUUGCUGGCUUCUUUAUUCACUUUGGCCCCUGUAAUGGGUCUAGGUGCAUACUACAACGCAGAAAAGGAGAGUUGUAUAAGUUUCAACGGUGCUACAAAUGAUUUAGACUACGCGUAUGGUAUAGCAUUUGUCAUUUUUGGUUUUUCAAUAUGCAUAACCCUAGUGUUAUGUAACAUAGGUGUAGUUACAACAUUAUCUAAAUAUACCCUAAGUAAGAAAAGUAUGAAAUCGGAUGAGAAACAGGAGGUGGUGUUCAGCAAACUUAUUGUGGCCAUAUCCAUUAUAUUUAUUAUAUGUUGGUUACCGCAUUUGAUCACAGAUGCCCUGUACCUGGCACUUGAAGAUAUUACCUCAAAGAGUUUAUGGAAUUUCAAAAAAUUCGCCAAUCUGUUAAUUCUAUUAAAUUUUAUAUUAAGUCCUAUUAUUCAAAUGUUUAUGCUGAAAUGA
Pieris macdunnoughi is the source of this 867-nucleotide messenger RNA. The record is from the annotation of a GenBank genome assembly. NCBI's taxonomy places the organism in Eukaryota, Metazoa, Arthropoda, Insecta, Lepidoptera, Pieridae.